UGCUCACCGCCGCGUGCGCACGUUACUCUGACCAUGGAUUUUACCGGCAAAGUCGUGAUUGUUACCGGUGCCAGCUCGGGAAUUGGAGCAGCCACUGCCAAACUCUUCGCUUCAUAUGGUGCCCUGCUAACAUUGGUCGGCAGAAACGAAGAGAGACUGCUCAGAGUGGCCGAAGCCUGUGAACAGGCUAAAGGAAACAAACCCAUCAGCCUACUCCUCGACUUAACCCAGAAUAACAGCUGCGAAGAAGUGGUCAGGAAGACAGUGGAAACUUACAAAAAAUUGGAUGUAUUAAUCAACUGUGCAGGCAAAGUGGUUCUUUCGACUUUGUUUGACAACGACAUGGAUGGACUGGACGAAAUCAUAGCGAUAAAUCUGCGUGUACCGUACAGGUUGACCCAGUUAUGUCUCCCACAUUUGACGACAAGUAAAGGGAAUAUUGUCAACGUUUUCGGUGCUCCAAUGAGGUCCAGACCAGGGUUCACACCUUUCUGCAUGAUACGAGAUGCUUUGGAGAGAUUCACUAAGUUCGGAGGCUUGGAAAUAGCUCCAGUUGGAGUCCGUAUGAAUGCUGUAAGACCGGGAAUAACCAGGACGAAUUUCUUGUCAAACUUCAACAUUUCCGAGGAUGUCAUGGACCAAGUCUACGAGGUGAUAUCCCAAGUGGUGCCAACAGAAAAGAUCAUAGAACCGGAGGAGAUAGCUCGGAUGAUACUGUUUACUUCGAGUGACAUUUGCCCCAAUUUGAACGCUGCUAAUCUUGUGGUAGACGGCGCGGCGUCGUGGUCUUAAUGUGAAUUAUAUUCGAAUAAGUUUAGUACAGUGAUCUGAUAAUUAAAUGGUUUUGUUGGAGUUUACAAAGUUGCUACUUAAUUUAA
Ostrinia furnacalis (Asian corn borer) is the source of this 878-nucleotide messenger RNA. RefSeq names its product 3-oxoacyl-[acyl-carrier-protein] reductase FabG-like. The transcript has a single exon. The record is from RefSeq and is a predicted model, not a curated record. Lineage: Eukaryota; Metazoa; Arthropoda; Insecta; Lepidoptera; Crambidae. Bases 34 to 792 code for a protein of 252 amino acids.